GUUAUUAAUACCUCAGAAAGAGAUUGAGACAUUCUACUCAUCUCUGUCUGUCUCGUAAGAACGCGAACUUUGUUAUAUUCCAUGUUGAUUUCUCACGACUAGCUACAACUCAAUUUUUGGACGGUUUUCCCUAACAAGUGUCGAGACCCGUUUGUACAAUCGUGAUGUAGACUAAUAUAGAGGAUAAAUCGCUACUAUAUUUUUCAUUUUAAUUUAUUCACAGUAUUAAUUUGCAUCGUUAACCUUCAAAAGUUAUAUACAUUGUUUACUUUUAAUGUAACAAUAACCAUAAAUAUACGAACUUAACAUGAUUUGGAAGAUCAGUUGUUCCUGAUAUAAGGGUAGUGUUAUAACUAUACAAUCUAAUGUAUAACAGUUGUUGCACUUGAAAAUACUUCCCCCUUUUAAUUUCUAAAAUGUGAUUGUUCUAUAUUUGCAUUGUAUUUUGACAAAUUCGUCUUAAAAAUGGAUUUCUUGAAUGUAAAGUUUCUUAAUUUUAACUUAUUCAAAACUCUUGUUUUAAAAUGUACCGAUACGAUCUUAUCAAAAAGUAUAUAGAGCAAGAUUUAAGAUAAAAGUUUUUAUUGAUUAAGAAUAAAAUAUUGUAUGCAUUAUACUUUUACAUUAAAUUAAAUUAAAUAUUAUGUAUAUAUAUAAAUUGCAUAAAUAUAAACUGUAUAGAAUUUGUAUUUUUUUUAAAUUUUAUUAUUAUAAACAAUAUAUAUAGAUUGUUAUAUAAUAUAUAUUAUUGUCGAAUAUUCUAAAUUUCAUAAUAUUGCUAGUUGAGAUAAAUUAUUCGUUCUUUUGUUUCCUUAUUCCAUUAAUCAUUUGUCAUUCAGUCAAAAGUAUCAACUUGCAAAGGUUAAUUCCUUUAUAAAAUUAAUCUCUUUAUAAAUUUCUCGUAUAUUACAAUAUAUUUUAAAUACAAAAGUCAUGCAUCAAACAGCUCCAAAGUGUAAUGUGAAAUCGUGUUCGAACAACGAUGUUCCACCAUCGUCAGUAGUUCGCGCUUGUCUUGGUCCAUCUUUAGCACAGGUGUUUUUCAAUUAUACUCAUCAUGAUACGAUAAAGUUGUUGGAUGUAUUGACACCAUCAAAAACAUCAAAAGCAUGCUUUCCAAUUCCAUCUGACCAUCAUUUACCCAAAACCAAAUUCAUGCCGUCAACAGAUUAUCAAAUCGUAAAAGCAUUCGUGCACCAAAAUAUAUUAGAAAUUGGUGAAGCUCUCUUAGGACGUGUGAAAAAGGAAAUUGAAGAAAAUCUAAAGGACAAAAUAGAAAGGCAAUCGCGAGAGAAGUUUUAUAUGUAUCAAGCGAAAAAAAGGCAAGAAGCUGAGCUGCACGUUCAACAGUUGCAUGAAAAAUAUGAAAAUUAUAUUGAAACUGUCCGACGUGAAUUACAAAAACAACUUGAAGGAGAAUGGUCUAAAGCAGCCGCAGAAUGUGCUAAGAACAUUCAAAAAGCAGUUGUACAAGAACGAAUAAACGUGACUAACGAAGUGACGCGAAAAAUGCGCGCGGAAAUGACUCACGUUGUCCUAUCGUUGUACAAAGAAUUUGAAAAGCUGUUUUGCGCCCAAAGGGACAAUAUAAUUGCCGAUUUUAAUCAGAUAAUGAGGGCGCAGCAUGUAAAAUUGAAAAAAGAAAUGCUGGACUUUAAAGAGAAGAUGAGCAGAGAUUUACAUAUUCAGAGACAUCAGUUUGAAAUACAAAAUGCCGCAGAUUUAAUUUAUAUCCUCUGUGUGGAACGAUUACGAAGUAAUAAAGAGAAACAUAUAAUGCAUGAAUACUUUCAGGUAACGAAAUUAUUUGAAUUUCGCUUGUUAUAUGAGAAAAAAUAUUUCAUAGGAAAUUAUGCUUUAAUACAGCAACAAAUCAAUGAAUUUUAUGAAUUAAUGGUCCGCUUAAAAGAUAUAAUAACCAUCAUGAAAAAAGAAAUUGUCGAUUGUCAUAUGGAGAAGAAAUUAUUGGGUGAAGAGCUUUGUAAAGUUACUAAACAUCUUCAGAAGUUUAUUAAUUUUGUGUUUCAUGCUAUACCGGGCCAAGCAGACUAUCUAUUACCGUUAUGA
This is a messenger RNA of Bombus huntii, 2067 nucleotides long. RefSeq lists its product as uncharacterized. NCBI's taxonomy places the organism in Eukaryota, Metazoa, Arthropoda, Insecta, Hymenoptera, Apidae. The transcript has 6 exons. The record is from RefSeq and is a predicted model, not a curated record. The coding region runs from base 934 to 2067 and encodes 377 amino acids.